AACAGGAACCUCAGAGGACGAAGAUGACGAGGAGGAGUCCGAUUCAGAUGAUGGCGGCUGCGAGGAGAGCGGGCUGGGUAUGCUGGCCAGGUUUGCAGCGAACGCGAUCCCCGUCAGCUCGGCCCCGUUGAGCCUCCUCCAUGACGGCAAACACCGCAGCAGGCAAAGCACUCUGGGUUCCUCAGAGUACGAGUGGUCAGACUCUGGCUCAGACUUGCGUUUGAGGAAGUUCCCCUCUCUGCUCCACGGAAAACGCUCCGCCCCAGAGCUGCCGCUGUUGCCCCCUGCAACCCGGCGCACUGACCAGACGAGCCCCACCAAGCGAGAUGAAGCGCCAGUCAAACGCAAGCCCCUGCCCAAACCCCGCCCCUCGCCGAGAUCGCCCCGAAGAUUUAGCUUCGACCUCGGCAGCAGCCACGGGUUCGGAGGCUUCAGCGAGGACGAGGCCUGGAGCCGACGACGCAGCGAGAGGAUUUUCCUCCAUGACGCCACCACCUCAGCGACUCAGAUGUCUGUGUCAGGCCCUGGAUCUGUCAGUCAGAGCUCCUCCUCCUCCUCAUCCUCCAGCUCAGGCCCACCUCUGACCCCAAAGCCCGCCCCCAGACCCAAACCCACUCCGCCCAGCAAAGACGUGGUGAAAAAAAAGAAGCUGAAGGACUCUCCUCUGCCUGUGAGCCCGUCAUCCCUGUGCAGUCCAAUCACAGACGUCCCCGUGCCGCUGGGCCUCAGCCCGACGCGCAAGAGCCAACCAAAAGCCAAGAGCAAGACCAGAGAGCCUUCCAGAGGAGCGGUGAGCCGGCUGAUGGAGAGCAUGGCGGCAGACGAAGACUUCGAGCCCAACCAGGACAGCAGCUUCAGCGAAGACGAACUUGUCCCUCCACGCAGCCACAGUGUAUCAGAGAGGUCCUCCGAACCCGCUCCGGUGCAGUGUGUGUUGGAUAAGGAUUCUCUGGUGGAUGGACUCAGAGUUCUGAUCCCGAUGGACGACCAGCUGCUGUACGCCGGACACGUGAACACGGUGCACUCCCCUGACAUAUACAGCGUGGUGGUGGAGGGAGAGAGAGGAAACCGACCACACAUCUACUGCUUGGAACAACUGCUGCAGGAAGCUAUCAUCGAUGUGAAGCCUCCGUCCGUGCGCUAUCUCCCAGAGGGCACUCGAAUCGCUGCGUACUGGAGCCAGCAAUACCGCUGCCUGUACCCCGGGACUGUUGUCAAUGGAAGUUCAGAUAUUGACGAGAAUGACGAUCUGAUCACGGUGGAGUUUGACGAUGGCGACACAGGCCGCAUCCCCCUCUCACACAUCAGGCUGCUGCCGCCCGACUACAAGAUCCACUGUGCUGAGCCGUCCCCCGCGCUGCUCGUGACCAGCUGCUCCAGGAGGAGAGUCCGCAAAUGCAGCAAAGAGGGAAAAGAAGCCGGAACGAAGCCAGAGGAGACGGCUCCGAAGAUCAAAGGGAAACCUGGUCGCAAACCCAAACCCAAACCAG
This is a messenger RNA of Paralichthys olivaceus (Japanese flounder), 1490 nucleotides long. NCBI's taxonomy places the organism in Eukaryota, Metazoa, Chordata, Actinopteri, Pleuronectiformes, Paralichthyidae. The record is from RefSeq and is a predicted model, not a curated record.